Molecule: messenger RNA, 1678 nt
Organism: Zea mays
Lineage: Eukaryota; Viridiplantae; Streptophyta; Magnoliopsida; Poales; Poaceae
Product: serine/threonine-protein kinase receptor
Exons: 8
Coding region: 371-1504 (377 amino acids)
Biological process (GO): protein phosphorylation
Molecular function (GO): protein kinase activity; ATP binding
Source: RefSeq, a predicted model, not a curated record
CCGAAUUGCUUAUAUAUUUUACGGUUCUUACCCUGUCAAGUUGCGGGAAAAACUGAGCUCUCCGAGGUCAGAAGGGAGCGAGCCCGGUCAGUCCCAGUGGGUCUCUUCCCUUGCCUGGAUCGCCACGUAUUUAUGGCACAAGCCACGCGGUCUUCUUCUUCUCCUCCCGCGGCCAUUGCAGGUCUUGCAGCAACGUCUCUCUCCUCUGGGCGGUGGGCGCUCGAUGUUCUUGGCUCCUUCACUUGGACUUCGCCCCGUCGGCGUCCACUGAUCAAUUGAUCAUCUGCAGCUUUCACAGAAACAGUAGAUAAGCUACCAGCAUCUAUUUUGCGUAUCUGAACUCCAAAAAGGAGAGCUCGAAACUACAGCAAUGGGUUGCUACCCUGUGUUCUGGAGGAAGAAGAACUCCAGAAGCCAGGUUGUGCAGCUUGACCAAGACAUCCCAAUCGCGGGCAACGUGAAAAUCUACUCGUCCAAGGAGCUGAGGAAAGCCACGGGAAAUUUCUGCCCGGGAAGCAAGCUUGGACAGGGUUCUUUCGGCCGUGUAUACCUGGGAAAACUGAACAAUGGCGAGAAAGUUGCCAUCAAGGUGCUCUCCUCAGAGUCCAGGCAAGGGACAAAGGAGUUCUUGAAUGAACUGAGUGUCAUAUCCAACAUAACUCACCACAACCUUGUCAAACUGCAUGGCUGCUGCAUCGACGGAGGCCAGAAGAUGCUGGUCUACAACUACGUGGAGAACAACAGCCUUGCACAAACCCUUUUCGGUAAUUCCCGCAGCGGCAUCAGAUUUGACUGGAGAACAAGGGUGGAGAUCUGCGUUGGCGUUGCCGAUGGGCUCACGUACCUCCACGAAGAAGUCCGUCCACCGAUCGUCCACCGCGACAUCAAAGCGAGCAACAUCCUUCUCGACAGAAAUCUGAGACCCAAGAUAGCAGACUUUGGGCUGGCGAAGUUCUUCCCUGGCAACAUGACACACAUCAGCACCAGAGUUGCAGGGACGCUAGGAUAUCUUGCGCCAGAGUACGCCAUCCGAGGGCAGCUGACCAAGAAGGCCGACGUCUACAGCUUUGGUGUACUGCUGCUGGAGAUCGUCAGUGGCAGAUGCCACACUGAUCCCACAUUACCUCUUGACGAGCAGUUCCUCCUAGAAAAGGUCUGGACACUCUCGGAGUCCGAUGAUCUUGAGAGCAUCAUCGACGGUACCAUGGAGCGCGAUUUCGACACCGAGGAAGCACGUCGGUUGCUGAAAAUAGGUCUUCUGUGCACCCAGGAUAGCCCCAAGAUCAGGCCCUCCAUGUCAAUGGUUGCCAAGAUGCUGAAGGGUGAGUGUGAUGUGAGUGAAAAGAUCAUGCGGCCCAGCCUGAUCACAGACGUCAUGGACCUGAAAGUCAGGACAGUAGAGCCGAUCCAGUUCAGUUUAUCCCCAUCGAUGUCACCUGCGCUGAGCAGCUCACUGGUGUCCACACUUGCAUUAGCUGGUAGCACAGUUGUAGAGAGCCGCUGAAGGAACUAGUUAAAGGACCAGGUUCCUACAAAAAAUGGUUUGUUAGAAGCAGCAUGAAUUGUUUUUUUGUUUGUGUUUUAGUACAUUGUAAGGUUGUCAGUUUGUAUAUAUAACAUCCUAGUUUGAUUAUCGAGAUUAGAGAUUUUGGCCAUAUGAAGUGUCAGUUAAAAACAA